AUGACCCUAGCUGACUCGACAUUUAAAUCAUCAAGUGAUAAAGCGGAUGCUUUAAACAAAUUCUUUGCCUCUGUAUUUCUUCCUCGUCCCCAAAACCCAUGUUCCCCUCCAUUAAGCACUGUCACUGUCCCUGUAACUCCAACUGCGUUUUCUGAUGUUUCGGUUGAAGAAGUUUGGCGUCUGCUAAAUAAUCUAUCCAAAUCGAAAGCUAUGGGUCCAGACGGGAUUUCGGCAAGGUUAUUAAAGGAGUGUUCGGAAGUCCUUGCUCCGUCUCUUACUGCAUUAUUUAAUAAAUCCAUUGCUAUCGGCAAGGUUCCUGCAGAUUGGAAGUAUGCAAACAUCGUUCCCGUUCCCAAAAACAACAAAACUCAUACUGUCAGUAAUUACCGUCCAAUUUCAUUAUUGUCUCUCGUGUCUAAAGCUCUUGAGCAUGUGGUCCAUAACCGAGUCUUAUAUAUUGUUAAACCUCUUCUUCAUGACCAACAACACGGCUUUCGUUCGGGAAAAUCUUGUAUUACUCGGUUUCUUGACGUUGUUUACAACAUUGGCAAGGCGUUAGAUUGUGGUAAAGAAAUUAGCAUGAUCUAUUCAGAUUUUUCCCAAGCUUUCGAUUCGGUACCUCACAAUAAACUUAAUUUUUAA
This is a messenger RNA of Paramuricea clavata, 642 nucleotides long. Lineage: Eukaryota; Metazoa; Cnidaria; Anthozoa; Malacalcyonacea; Plexauridae. The record is from the annotation of a GenBank genome assembly.